Molecule: messenger RNA, 819 nt
Organism: Lolium rigidum
Lineage: Eukaryota; Viridiplantae; Streptophyta; Magnoliopsida; Poales; Poaceae
Product: RHOMBOID-like protein 12, mitochondrial
Exons: 8
Coding region: 1-819 (272 amino acids)
Cellular component (GO): membrane
Molecular function (GO): serine-type endopeptidase activity
Source: RefSeq, a predicted model, not a curated record
AUGGCGGCCAUGCGGAGAAGGCUCAUGCCCGUCGUCGCCUUCUGCCGUCGCGCUCCCGGACCCAGACCCUGCUGCCGCUUCCUGCACUCUCCCUCCCUCCUCGACGCCGUCGCCGCCUCCGCCUCCUCGUCGCCCAACCUCCUCUUGCGCAGCUCCGACUCGCUCCCGCCGGCGAAGAGCGUCAGCGAAGUCGUGGCGGACGCCCCGAGGGGCGCUUGGUCCGUCGAGCAACUCUCUCGGCAGCUAGGUCGCUGGCUCCCUUCGGCCGAUGGCGUGGUGCUGGUGCUCGUCGGCGCCAAUGUCGCCGUCUACGCGCUCUGCCGACUGGCGGAUCCGACGAUCAUGAUGAAUCACUUCGUGACUUCGCUGGACAAUUUCAAGAGCGGGCGGUUGCACACGCUGCUCACCAGCGCUUUCAGCCACAGGGAUGCUAACCAUCUCUUGAAUAACAUGACCGGACUCUACUUCUUCGGUUCAAGCAUUUCCGUCAUGUUUGGUCCUGCUUUCCUUCUGAAGAUGUACCUAACAGGAGCACUUACUGGAUCUGCUGCCUUCUUGGCAGAAAUGACUUUUCUAGCUCCACGAAAACAGGGUCGUGGAGGAUGGAAAACUCCUAUGCUUGGUGCAAGUGGUGCAGUUAAUGCAAUCACUCUUCUCGUGAUAUUUCUGUAUCCAAGGGAACUACUAGACUUGCACUUCUUCAUUCCUGUUCCAGCUGCAUUCGUGGGAGCUCGUAUGAUUGGUACUGAUUUGUGGAGGAUGAAGAAGGGGCCUGCAUGCCUCCACACUGGUGGCCUCUUGACUAUAGUGUCGGUCUGA